Messenger RNA from Paramecium pentaurelia, 649 nucleotides. The record is from the annotation of a GenBank genome assembly. Lineage: Eukaryota; Ciliophora; Oligohymenophorea; Peniculida; Parameciidae.
AUGGAUUUCGAGCAUUCAGACUAAUUUACUUAGAGAGUAGAAUAAAUAAUAAGAAAUGUACAAUAUAUAUAUUCAAUAUAUGUAGUUUUUACAUAUUCCUGAAGAAGGCAAUCCUAAUUGGAAAGAGAUUAAUUAAAAAUUAGAUCAAUUUUAAAGUUAAUUGGUUGAUAUACAAUUGUAAAUAAAAUGAUUAACUAUUAAAAGGAGUAUCCUCCAAUAUUUAAAAUCUAGUUUUGAAGCAAUUCGAGAAUAAUUAUAAUGUGAUUUAGGUGGGACUUAAAUUUAGAGUCUAUCUAUGAAUUCCUCAUUAAAUCAAUAAAAUCAUCCUCUAAAGACAGAUGAAGUAAAAGUGAAUGAAAGAAUAAAUUAAAUUGGUUUAAAUGUGUAUGAGAUUGAAAAAAACUUAGAAAUUAAAAUUGAUUUACUUAAUAACAAAGUAGAAAACAUUAGAAUAAAUAGAGAUGAAUUACAAGAAUAGAUUAAAUCAUUUGAUGGUACAUAUAUUAAAUUUAUUUUUAUAGCUCGUAUGGAAUCAUAAUGGUAAGGUUUGGCUAAUGUCUCUGAUCAAAUUUGGUAAUUUAAGAAAUAACUUGAACCUCUUUUAAUUGGAGUGUAACAAUAGAAAAAGAAAUUCUCUCUAUUUACAUGA